Spirometra erinaceieuropaei is the source of this 6931-nucleotide messenger RNA. The record is from the annotation of a GenBank genome assembly. NCBI's taxonomy places the organism in Eukaryota, Metazoa, Platyhelminthes, Cestoda, Diphyllobothriidea, Diphyllobothriidae.
AUGGCCGGAUGUCCCCCUGCUCUCUCCCGCGAGUCCGGUAAACACCUUGAGGUGAGUCGACAGCCCCUGUUUAUUAAAAUAUUUCCGAAUUAUAACUCACUCGAUUUGUUUAUUUGCCGAUGAAAAUUGGUCUGAUUCACAUUUCACACCAACUGUUAUUAGUCCUGUGAAUUAACGCCCUGGCUGCAGCGGUAAGACCUGGGGAUGGGAGCCUCCACGAUACAGGUUGCCUUGCGCUAAAUUCCAAGAAGGAUAGCUAUUUCCGUGUCCUAACCAAAUCUCUCGAAAUCUAGCGCAAAGCCAAUUGUAAUACGGGGCGUGGGGGUCAUAUUCCCGUGUCCUACCGCAGUUUCACUUACUGCUUUCGAGCUGGCUUGAGACGCCUGGAGCAUGGACCUUUGUCUUAGCCUGUUACAUUGCGUUGCCUGGGGACUGGACACAAAAAAACAAGCCAUAGAUGGUUGUUGCUGUUUCCCCUGUAUUUAUCGGCAAUGCUUGUCGAUCAUCAAUUGCCCGUACCGCCUGUCUCAGCUCUAAACCGGGGUACCAUGACAACAAGGGGCGCCAGUUGCCGUUUCAUUCCCGGACCAGAUCUGCGUGCUGGACUGCAGGUUAUCCAGCCUGCCCCCGUAUUCGUCCUUUCCUGAGGAGGCCCUUUUUCUUAGCGCAGUCAUCAGAACCAGUGGCUUGUUCCGACAUACUCCCUGACGCAAAACCACCGCUUCAUUUUCGUGCAUUCCCUUGUGCUUAGUGCGGUCUUAGUUAUCUUGUUGUCGUGGGUGUGCAAUUCGAAGCAGUAUUGUCAUUUAGGACAACGGGGGCUUUGCGACACGGAGCAAAAAGUGUGUUGUAGGGGUGUGCGUUCGUAUGGGUUACCGCACACACAACUGGUUGAUACACGUGUCGUUAAGACCGUUGCUCCUUAUCCCUCCGCCAAAUUUUCGAGUUUCGCUCAGCCGCAAACUGCCAAGCGCACAAACAUUCUUGCGCAUUCUCUGAUGAAGACUAUGCGUAUAGUUGGACUGCAAAAUCGUUUGGGGGACCAUUAGAGCUGUCCCGUGUGAUGAUGAGUGUCCGCUGUCUCGCAGCCGACAGGUGUUAGGUCGCCGCCAAGUCAGCUGUCAAAAGUGGACCUUGUUCACUAUAAUUGGUGUCCCACGAUCCGUGGACACUGACCCUUCUCUGCGUUCUUAUCACAAAAAGGCUGCAUUUGCCUCAUUCACAACGCUAAUCCGGUGCGCAUCUGUCUUCGUGCAAUUUCGCGAUCGACACUGCAGCUCACGCCGGAGGGACGCCGAGGUUCGCACCCUGAAACAGGUGUGCGCUUCAUUAGUGCCGAUUACGCCCGACACGCGCCUGGUCCGGUUCACACCUGUUUGGCUUGGGACUCGAUAAUUACAGCUCACGACGACACCAAUGAUUAUCACCCACGCGCUAGUUAGAUGACCCCCUACGGGAGGGGAAUAGCUUCGUCCUGGCAAACAGCGGCUCAGAUCCGCAUCAACUGUUUGUAGAGGUGUAUUUUGCCGUGGAACACGGAACUUUACUGCAACCACGCGGAUAAAUCGACGCACUGGCGCCAACUUUGUGCAAAUUCGUUUUUGGAAUAAGCCUUUGUUUACCAAGACUUCCAGAGAACUGUGACGCCGUAGUACCUGAAAAGUUCCCAUUGGAGUUCCGGAAUCUGUAACAUGCCGUAAGAGAUGUUUGAUUCUUGGAUGUGCAUUCAUGCGUGAAACACCCUUCCUGGGACUUCUUUAUGUAGCUCGUGCUGUACCGGUUAAGGCCAGGUCCCGGUUAGCGGGUGAAGAGUGAAGGAUUUAUCCCAUUCAGAACACCGAACACUUGCCUCAGCAGUGAGUGGCCGCUGUCGAGCUGGAGGGUGCGUGCUGACGGCGUUGAUUUCUGCUCAAGUAUAAUGUCAGCUAUUCCCCGCACCUGUCAACUGACCGGCUCGGACGGUGGCUGGGGCAUGGGAAUGAGAAGGGAGAGUAAGGUCGACGACUCAGCGCAUUUUACCAACUAUUAACAAUCUGACACGCUUAAGGCCAUCGCGGUGCGCUAAAAGUCGUGGCUUGGAAAGGUUGCCAGCUGACGGGAUAACUUGGACCUGGCAGUUGGCCUAGUUCUGUGUGAAACGGCUGAAUGGUGGUCUGAGCGUCAGGCUGCAAUGGCUCCUUAGCGUGGCUUUUAUGGCACUCCCACUCCGUGGGAUCCGAGCCCGGUGUGGCGGCCCACCUAGGGGUGGCUCCGACCUGCGCCCUCCUGCCUCCGGUUUUCGUGGAACGGGUCAAUGUGAGGAAUGUGGCAGAUACAGCGGAAGUCGCCGUGCCUGCUCCACCUUGCCGAAGAGCACACGAUUGACAUCUUCGAUAACGACAAUCGAAAUGCCACAAUGUGAGCUUCUUUUUGGUUUAUGAAAGCAAAUUCAAUUGUCUUGUUUUCAAGUUGUGUUUUCAAGCAAGUGUGGCUGUAGUCAUCGAGACACAUGUAUGACAAAUGUACCGCAAGGUCAUCGCGGAGAGUGAAUAAUGUUGACGCGGUAGGGUGCUGGGAAAAGGUUGGCGGUGUAGCGAUAGUCAGUUUUACUUUCAAUGCCUUCUUGCCUUGCAGGCCGUUCUAACUAACUAUGCCAGACGCCUCGCCUCUACCACAGAGUGCACUGAGAUCACCCUACUUCGCCAAAAGCGACCCCAGCACUUCGCCACUCUCUGCAAAUUCCAUCUCUCACUCAUUGUUGAUCUACCAGCCGAUUUCUCCCCCACUCGCAUCGGUUCUAACAGGCUACAGGAUGGCGGAGACAGCAAUAUCCUCUAUUCGACUAUUCGUCGAACUCGGGCCUGGACACGUUUCGCGCAACUGCCACAGGCUUCUUUGAAGACCACUCCCAAUGCGGUCGCCGAAUCUCGUGAGUUAUAUGGUCAUUUUUCCUCAAAUAAAAAGCCUGGAGGUCUGCAUGCCACGCGUUGUGACCAGUUUAUAGCUGUUUGUAGUGGGCCUGUUCACCUCCUCGCCAACAUGGACUCUGGUUAUGGCCGAAAAUUUGGCGACUUACCAAACAUCGCUGGCAGAUGCAUCGGCGGCGUGCUAGUGUUUUCAGUCCUGCUAGUUACUUGAGCCCUAUCCUUCGCUGCAGUAAAUAUCACGAUUUCCUGUGUAUCUGCAGUCACUCCCACCAUUUAGACGUGAUUGACGGUGGUAGGAAACCGAGCCAAAUAGACGGCACUCAGACAUCAUGGGAUUAGAUCAUUUCCUGAGGGCCGUCUGUGCGUUUUUCAGCCAUGCUUACGAUCGCACUAUCACUUUAACAGGCCUCUUGGUCCGCGGCACCAUAGUAGUCUUUCUAAUUUUUGCUCCUGGUUUAACAGUGGAGAUAACAGGUGAGGGCAGUUUUGGUUGCUAGGGCGGAGAGCUAAAACUCUCCAACCUGCGCUCACACGCGAGAUUUCGCGCUGGGAACAAUUUUGUAAAGUGAUUAUUUGGUUCACCUUUGUUUUUUUGCAGAAAUACCUCGUGCACCAACUGUCGGUUUGGCGGAUGCCAUGAGCAGUAAGGACCACGUGUACCAGAACGUGUCAAAGCUAAUGGAUCUCCUUCUUCAGGACGAUUGUAAGCCACCAUUUUGAUAUACAUAUCGAUACUCGUUUGUUUUAGGUCACUAUUUUAUUGUCUGUAUUUGUCUGGGCUUACAGCAUACUGUAACAUCGUUACCCGAUAUAAAUGCGUUUCCGUAUUUCUGAUUGCCUGUUCACAUGCCCGAGCCCUGGGCUACUGUGCCGAACCUUGCAUUAGUCAGUUACGACGAGAUAUUGUCUUCUUGUGUAGAUCUGAAGACAGAGGGUAUAUUUCGCAAGACCGGCAAUGUUGUUCGCCAGAGAGAACUCCGCCGAUACAUCCUUUCUGACACCGAGGUUGAACUACCGCUCACAGCAACUGCCGGCUCUGUUCGUCGACAUCGGAAGAACCGCCACGUCACCACGACUGCAAACUUUUGUAACGGUCCCAGCAAUAGGGUACGACCUCAGGCCGGAGAAGGUGAGCCAAACGGGGAUGUUUUCAAUGUUCACGACUAUGCUGCCACCCUGAAGAAUGUCCUCCAUGACAUGCCGGAACCCAUUCUGACCAGGGAACUCCUCCCCGUCUUCUCGGCGGUAUCAAGUAAGUUAUUUUUUAAAGGCGACAUGUUCGCGACAUGUGCAUGUAUAGGCACAUUUUCAUCGGUUUUAUUAUAUCCUCUUACCACAGGCCUGACGAUAGGCAACCUAGAUGACAGUGGAAAUCGGGUCCCACUCUCGCCCCUGGACUACAAGGUUGCCGUCGCCAAACAGUUGAAAGCACUAAGAAUCCUCCGUCUCUUGCUACCCGAAAAAAAUCAGCAGUUGCUUCGACAGUUCCUGGAUCUGCUGAGUCGGACUCUGCAGCUUUCUCAUCUCAACAAAAUGUCCGCUGACAACUUGGGAACUGUGUUUGGUCCACCGCUCCUUGCACCAAUCGGGGUAAGCUAAUGUCUAUAUACUGACAAUAAUUUAUUGGGCUAGUAGACAGACGAUCCUUCUGACAAUGACAUCUUUUCUUUUUCUCUCUAGACCCCAGUCACCGAGUUCCACCGACAGUACGCGAAUCUUGGUCGCUUGGCCUCUUUGAUGAUCGAGCAGGGCUCUACAAGCAUCUUUUCAGUGCCGACUGCACUAGCGGAAGACGUCAUCCGCAACCUACCCCAAGAUUCGGCAGAGUCCUUGGCCAGCUUUACCAGGAGUCUCUCGGCUGACUCGGGUGUCGAUAGCUGUAGCGGUAGCAGCACCGAUAUCAGCCAGCCAUUGCAGCUUUCCGCCACUGGACCUGUUCUGGAAGAAGUUGGGAGGCGGACAGUGCCGUCACCCACGUCUUCAAUCGUGAUCUACACUGGUGUGGUUUAUGCCCAUGCGAGUGGCGGCGGAAGUUGUGGCGCUGACAGAACGCCCUCCAGUCGCCUCUCGGACACGGAGUUUGCUGUGGCUGAACUCUGUGCCACUGUACAGGCCUUGCCGGACACAGACCCACGCAAAUUGUGUCUAAUUCAACGGAUAAACAACUCCAAUGGUGGCCUCACACCAGCCCUUCAGGCCGAGUACAAACGGCUUCGGGACGCUCUCUCCUCCCCCUCAUUAACUCCCCUCAGUAAAACAGGAGGAAGCGGGGCUUUGUCAAGAGAGGGAGGCCGUGGCGCGACACGCGUAAGUUUUCCUGUCUGUGUAGGGCAGUACGCUUCAAAUAUAGGUUUGCUCUUAAUUCUGUAGCAUUCAGCAAGUCCGCCCAGGAAAGCGCUUGACUUGUGGUGGUGGUGGUGGGGUCCGUUUAUUGUCUCGUUAACUGAGAACCAGAAAAGACUGAUAGAGACUGCGUUGUUCAUUCCUAUUAUGGUCCGAUGAGUACGCGGGUUUUUUUUCUCAACGAUGUACAGUUAAGGAAUACUGAUUACCAGUAAUUCCACUUUAUUUUAGCGCAAAGCUUCCGAAAGGCCCGCUGGUAUCCUCGCGAAACGGCCCUGCUCUAAGUACCUGACUGUCCUUAGGGUGACGGACGACGGCGGCGGCGCUGCUGUUCCUAAGGACGGUGAGGCCACCACCUCGUCCACCUCUCUUGACGGCCGAUGCGCGCCCUUCUGUUGCCCUAUCAUCAGCGUCCUGGCUUCCCCCUUCCGCCGACCAGUGCAUUCGGAUAUUGCACGCGUGCGACCGAUCAAACGGAGUCUUGAGACGGUUGAGUCAGUCGCGCCGGACGAGCGGCACCCUGUCUUCGAGGAAACCGGCGACGAGGACUACUUCGAUGGUUGCCAGGAUGAUGGACAAGAGUAUGCUGGGACUCCUAAUAGUCCCAUUUUUUCGGGACUCGGUAUUAACAGCUCAGUCAGCUCGGACUCUGAAUUCUUCGAACAGGUUGAGGUGUGCCUCGUAUUUAUUGCUGUCAAGUUUUCUCAUCCUUACCGGCCGAAAAUUAUUCCUUGUCGAUGCAUUCUUGUUCGGCACUCUGGCAGAUGUAUUGCCAUACCCCUAGUGGUGGGAGGAAGCACAUACAGCUAUGUCCGGGUUGCAGCAGUGUACUCGCCACUCUCUACCCCCUCCGCCUCCUGGUUGAAAAUAAUUAGCUUUGCAAGUCGGAAUUGUGUAUAUCGGGUCAUAAUGAUAGUACUUCUUCCGUUUGUCCCCCGACAUUAUUCUGCCUUUGCAAGCCACCAGUUUCGGUAGUGAAUACUGUGAAGCAACAAAAUCCUUAGCUCCAUUUUUGGUGCCUUAUCCGUAAUUAUACCUCCGCCGGUACAGGUAGUUGUGGCGUAUUACUACCUUAUUACUGUCGAAUAUACUGAACUAAUUUCAGUGGGUAAAUGAUCUACUUGUUACACAUAUUCUUCCAUAUCCCGCUGACGUUGCACCAUUAUGCGGUUGAUUCAGUUGUUCGGCUUCGCUUUGCGCAUAAUUUGUGCCCACGGUAUCCAUUUUUCUCCCCCUCAAUAUCUUACGUACCUUUUGAGUAUGUGCGACACAGUUCGUGUAUGCGACCGAGGGGAUCGGGACAUUCUUCUCCAGACAGUUUGACAAAUUCUCCUGUGUACUAGACCGACUGCACCCAGUACAGGGGAAAACGGAACAGUUUAUAGUUUCGACAGGAAUUGUUGUGCGGUUUUCCCAUCUACCUCCUUUAUAUUUGCUCAGGAGUCUCCUCAUUACCUAAGUAUUUCCCUUGUUUUUGACAGUUUCUGCGCUCCCCGAUUGUUCGCGGUCCUGUGCCUUCACCCUCGCAAAGCGUCCGUCGACGGUCCACCUGCCUCUCCCGCCUACGUGUCCGCCGCAACUAUGCGCGACACACCAAGGGCUACCACGAGCCCAGGAUCCCCACUAUGCUGCAGCGACAGGAGCAAGAACAACGGCACGAUUAUGAGCGAAGUUCUUUGUGA